AAAAUCAGCUGGCUUGGAAAAUAUAAAUAAUUUAGAAAUUACUAUAUUCUGAUUAUUUAAGACACUUUUGAUUGUAUAUGUCAUUUCUUUAGACAAUAAUGCUCUACAAAACCCUAAUACAAGCAGAAUUAAGGAUUUGUAGUAAAAUUCUAUUAAGAGGUGUAAGUACUACAUCAUCAUGGGACAUCGUGACAGGAGUUUGCAUCGAACGGCUACCAGUUGUAACUCCACCGCUGAACGAUAUUCAGAAGAAAUAUAAGGACAUGUUGGCCACCAUGGAAAUUGAGAAAAGUUUGAAAUCUGCUCAUGAAUUGAGACGUGAACAAGAUAAAAUUCAAGCUGAGCUCCUCAAAAACGAUUCUAUUGAAGUGGACAUGGAAGUUGUUAGUAAAAACACAGCACAGGACUUUGAAGAUGCAUCCAACGAAGAAUUUGCACAGUUCCAAUUUGCCAGUAUUACUACUGAAGCAGAUAAAAAAGGUGAUAAAUCCUCAACAGAUAGAUUCCUUCAAAGGCACUUGGUGUUGGUCAUGCCUCACAAACUUGGCAAAGAUAUAAAGACCCUCCUGCCACAGGGUCUGUGGAAAGAAGGCGAGACUCUGAGACAAACAGCUGAACGAAUAGUAAAGGAGCAGUGCGGGUCAGAGCUAAAAGUGCAGUUUCUUUCCAACGCGCCCUGUGGCUUCUAUAAAUACAAAUAUCCCUGUGAAAUUGUUGGCAAACUUGGCGCUAAGGUAUUUUUCUACUAUGCCAACUACAAGAGCGGAAGCGCUCACAGCAAAAGCAAGGCUGAGUGGUUGACUCGCAACGAACUGACGGAAACCUUCCCUGAGAGGUACAACAAAUCGGUGCAUGAUUUUUUAAUUGAGGAAACCUAUUAGCCUCUAUGUAUAGUAAGUAUAGCAAUAAAUGUAGAUUUAUUUACAUU
Molecule: messenger RNA, 928 nt
Organism: Hyposmocoma kahamanoa
Lineage: Eukaryota; Metazoa; Arthropoda; Insecta; Lepidoptera; Cosmopterigidae
Gene: mRpL46
Product: 39S ribosomal protein L46, mitochondrial
Exons: 6
Coding region: 99-881 (260 amino acids)
Cellular component (GO): mitochondrial large ribosomal subunit
Molecular function (GO): structural constituent of ribosome
Source: RefSeq, a predicted model, not a curated record